CCUGCCGCUAUCGUUGCCACGCAAUUAUCGUCUAGUUUCCAAUCAAUCCGCUUUUGUCUCAUGGUCGGCAUUGGAGGGGGGGUACCGAAUACAGACCUGGAUAUUCGCCUUGGUGAUGUUGUGGUCAGUCAACCAACAGGCACGCACGGGGGAGUGAUUCAAUAUGAUUAUGGCAAAGCACUGAAUGGCGGCAGUUUUGAGCGAAGAGGCAUGGUUAACUGCCCGCCUCUGAUGCUCCGUACAGCACUCUCCAAACUGCAAGCGAGCCAUCUUAUAGAAGAUAGUCAAGUUAUGGGUUUUCUAGCUGAGAUGAAACGCAAAAUACCCGAGCACAACACCACCAAAUUCGCUCGUCCGACUCGACCAGACCAUUUAUAUCUCACUGACUACAAUCACGUCAAUAUAAAUGCCAAGACUUGUGCUGGCUGUGAUAUAAGGAAAACUGUCUUACGACCUCCUCGGGACCACGAUCGGCCAGUUAUCCACUAUGGACUGAUAGCAUCCGCAAAUCAAGUAAUGAAAGAUGGUAGGCGACGAGAUCAACUGGCUCAAGAAUUUGGGGUAUACUGUGUCGAGAUGGAAGCAGCAGGACUCAAAGACUACCCGUGUUUGGUCAUUCGUGGUAUCAGUGACUAUGCCGACUCGCAUAAGAAUGAUGAAUGGCAAGGAUACGCAGCGACAGUGGCCGCUGCAUACGCUAAAGAACUUCUCUAUGUGGUUGAAACUAGUCACGCCAACACCUUCCCAGCACAAGUCAAGGAGACAAUGAGCUCCGAUCCCAUGGUUGUUACGGCUACACCAAAGACCCCUGAUUUGAGUGGUUUAAGCUUGGAUCGAACCAAAUUUCAAGACGACAUCCAAGAGAAUACAGUUCCUGAUAAGGACAAACACAUUUUAUCCGCGAUUGACUUAACAAAUGACGACUCUACUAUUCGGGCCACCCCAAGACAAUCAUCGCAGGAGGAGACAAGACACCCCGAGCGAACCCAGAACAAUAAAAUCAAAAACGAUGGGUACACUCUGAAAGGUCAUUCUGGUUUGGUAACGAGUGUGGCUUUCUCCCCAGAUGGAAAAACCAUAGGGUCUGGAUCUUUAGACCACACAGUUAGGCUCUGGAACACUGCCACAAAUGCAACAUCGCUCAUAUUGAGUAACCACUCUGACCGUGUGGAUACUGUGUUAUUCUCACCGGAUGGGAAGAGAUUGGCGUCUGUUUCUCGGGAUAGAACGGUCUGGCUCUGGGACUCUCUCACAGGCGCAAAGAUCUUCAUGCGGAAUGGGCAUGAUGACCGCGUGAAUACUAUGGGAUUCUCAACAGAUGGAACGCUGCUGGCAUCAGGAACUCUGGGGAAGGAGGUCAAGCUCUGGGAUACUGCCACAGGCAGCACGCGCAAGAUAUUAAACCACCCAGCCAGUCGCUUGACUGCCGUGGCAUUCUCCUCAGAUAGAAUGGUGGCAUCUGAGAUCUGUAAUGGUACUCCCAGGCUCUGGAACAGUACCACAGGCGAAUUCCAAACAAUGGGAACCUUGAAUGGCCAGGUGAACCAUAUGGUAUUCUCAGCAGAUGGAUCAACACUUGCAUGUGAAGUUCAGGGGAAAAUAAUUCUCUGGGACACUACCACAUGUGCAGUGCGCGCGACAUUGAAAGGCCACUCUAAGAAAAUAAAUACCAUGAGUUUUUCACCGGAUGGGAAAAUGGUGGCAACUGCAUCUAGUGACCGGACAGUUAAGCUUUGGGACACUGCCACAGGUGUAACGACUUACAUAUUGAGAGGCCAUUCUGACCGUGUGAAUGCUGUAGUAUUCUCUCCGGAUGGAACACUGGUGGCGUCUGGGUCUGAUGAUAAGACAGUUAUGCUUUGGAAAGUCUCCACAGGCAUGAAGGUGUGCAAACUAACAGGCUACUGGGGGAAAAAUAGUCUGGUAUUCUCACCAGAUGGGGAACUGUUAGCAUAUCCAUAUGGGCAGUGUAUUAAGAUCUGGAACAUUACUACAUAGAAAGUGAGAGGCAGUACAUGUGAUUUAUUUACACCUACCCUUCCUAAGGGAUAUGCAGGCUUCUAUGGCUAUAUAUAUCAAUCCUAGUCCUUCAG
Molecule: messenger RNA, 2093 nt
Organism: Aspergillus wentii DTO 134E9
Lineage: Eukaryota; Fungi; Ascomycota; Eurotiomycetes; Eurotiales; Aspergillaceae
Exons: 1
Coding region: 61-1998 (645 amino acids)
Biological process (GO): nucleoside metabolic process
Molecular function (GO): catalytic activity; protein binding
Source: RefSeq, a predicted model, not a curated record